Molecule: messenger RNA, 1107 nt
Organism: Heterobilharzia americana
Lineage: Eukaryota; Metazoa; Platyhelminthes; Trematoda; Strigeidida; Schistosomatidae
Source: the annotation of a GenBank genome assembly
AUGUCCAUAGGUCUUCUUAAGCUCAUCAUUACUGCCAUCUUAGUUGCAGUAAAUGUUGUUUCUUCAUCAAUUGCAUUCUACGUUGGUGUUAAGGGUGUGAAUGAUGGCAAGUUGUCAACUCCAUUUAGCGUUGGGUUCUCUCUUUUAAACCAUUUUUCUAUUGGCCUGUUCUUGGGAAUUUCAAUCUUAGGUUUAUACAGUAGUUCAGCUGCUAAACUUCAAAUGAUCCAAAAAGAACUUCCAGAUCAUAAUGCUUUCAAGUACUACCCUCUUCCAGAAACAACUUUGUGUCUUGGAGUUUUCUUCCUGUUUGUUUCUGAAUGGUGUUUACAGAGAAUUACACACAGUGUAUGCAGUUCUGGUGUACAGAAAGGUCUGAACGGCAACCCUGAAAUACAGAGGCCUUUAGAAAACAUUUCUCAUGACCACUCUCGUUUCUUCGAGGAUGAAAUCGAGUUGUUAGUGGAGUCCAAAAGUUGUGAUUAUAAUUCCGAAAGAAGUGACACAGAAGUACGACAUCCACCAGCUCGUCGAAGUAAAGCUGAAAAACAAAGUUUUAGCCUUGGGAAAUCAGUAAUACUUAGCUGUGCGCUUGGCUUGCAUUCAUUUUUUGAAGGACUUGGGUUCGGUCUGUUAGAUUCUUUUGAUCAGAUUAUCAGUAUGACUAUAGGUAUGGCUAUGCAUCAAUUUCUAUGCGCAGCCACUCUAGGAUUUCGUCUAGCCCAGUCGAGUGUUGCACACACCAAACGUUAUAUUGCCAUUUUGGUGUUAUUUUGCUACUUAGUAGUUUUCCCACUCGGUGUUUCAUCUGGUAGGAAGUUACAUGAAACAGCCUACUCUUCAUAUCAUCAUAACAUGACAUCUCCUGAAACAAAUGACACACUUAUUUCAUCAUAUGAACAUGAACUCACUGGUCAUAUCAUGAUUGGUUUAGUGCAAAAUUUCGCCGCUUCAUCUUUUCUCUAUGUUAUUCUCCUUGAUAUCCUUCCUGCUGUAUCCUCAAUACCGGUGAAAACCACCUCUUUGGCUACUCUUUCUUCGUCGUCUUCUUCUUGUUCUUCUAAACGCUGUAAUGUUUCAAAAUCUCAGAUUCGUGCUAGUUUCUAG